GUCUCCGUUUCGCUACGUACACCUCGCAGCUCUGAUGGACGUGGACUACGACGGGCAGACGGCGUUCGACGCGGCCGCCAAUGGGGAUUUCCCCCUUGUGGUGCUUCUCUGGGGUAUGGCAAUGGCUGUGCAACCCAAACCCGUAGAUCUAUUGGCAGCUAAAGACCAAAGUGGGAACAGUUUGGUGCACUACGCGGCUGCGAGUGGCGAAGACACGUGCGACACGAUGCACUUCCUGAUGCAGCAGAUGCACGCAUCCGGACGCGAACAAGAGCUCAUGGACGCCAAGAAUGACGCAGGAGAGACGCCGCUCAUGAGAGCAGCCCAUGCCGGCAAUAUGCGACUAGCAGACACGCUGUUGCGCUCUGGAUUCGUCGAUCUAUUGGCUCAGGACGCUCGAGGCAACACGGCGGCCCACCACGCCGCUGCUCAGGGUCAUCUCUGGAUGCUACACUUCUUACUGGAGGCCGAACAGAGACGCAAUGCUGCAAUGGCCAAGGAAGGAAAACGAGUGGAGUCUACGAUGCUCGGUGGCUACUCUUUACAGCACCGGAACGUCUUGCAUUACGCCUGUAUGAGCGAGUACAAACCCAUGGUGCAGUAUCUGCUGACCAGAGGCUUUGACGCAAAUGAAGCAGAUGUAGAGGGCAAUACUUGCAUGGAUUUGGCUAAGCGACGCAACUUGUUGUGGCUGGAAGAUCUACUAUCAGGCAAGGCAAAGGCGGCUGAUCCCCCCACGCACAUGCGCAAGACUCGAGGAAUUGUAGCAGUGCUGCAUGGUUCGCUGUUGCUCGCGAUCCUGGCCACCAGCUACUGGCUUGUAUGGUGGCUAGCUCUGCCGUUAAUUUUCAUUAUACUAGGCAAGUCACUAGCUGCAUUCCGCCAACCAGGUCACGGUCACGGUCAUUCCCACGGAGCACCGAAGAAUCUGGCCAAUUUGCAUCCAUCCAAACGGAACGUGAAGAUAGCUAUGAAUGUUUCGCUUGAGCGGAUUGAAGAGGGUCCGACGAAAGAAAUGUCUGCGAAGAGCAAGAAGGUGAAGGACGAGACGAGCGUGGGUCUCCACACGUUAAUACGACCACAACCGGAGUCCGCUAUGGGCAUCUGGAUGGCAUGGGUGGGUCUAUUCACCUUGUUGUACAUCGUGCUGUGGGUCGAUGAUAACUACAAGGACUUUAGAGACAGCCACACGGUGUUUCUGGGUAUCACCGGUGGAGCUGAAGUAUUUUUUCUGGCGGUGUGGGCACGAUUAUCAUUCUUCUGCCCGACAGAUCCAGGAACGAUCCAAACGUACGAACAAGACGUCAAGACAAUGCUGGACAAGGCGUCACGAUGCGAGACCCCGGACAUGACCAAGUUCUGCCGCACGUGUCUUGUUAUGAAGCCUAUACGCUCCAAGCACUGCGCUCAGUGUGGCAUCUGUAUCGCUCGACAUGACCACCACUGCGCGUGGAUCAACCGAUGCGUCGGGUAUGGCAAUCAUCGGUCAUUCUUUGUCUUCUUGCUGCUGCACUGUAUUGUGCUGGGAAUCUACGCAGCUCUCGCCAUUCUCGUGCUUUCCGAUGCUACGCAUGAUCUUCAUGCUGAACGAGUGAAGUCGGACGGUAGCGGCAGUACCGACAGUUUGUCGGCUAUGGACGUCUGGAUAGAGAUCCCGUCUCUGAUUAAGAAGCACUUGCUAGUGAUAAUGGUGGUGGUGUGGGACCUCAUGGCCUUCGUGGCACUUGCUAUGAUGGUGAACCAGCACGUGAACAACAUCGAGCAGAACCUCACUAUUAACGAGCAGAUGAACUGGCGACGAUACGCUUAUAUGACCCAGAAACCAGCGUCUGGAUCGAAGGACGGCAAGAGUGGCAAGAAGACAGACUCUGUGGGGAUGUCCAAUCCAUUCGAUCGCGGCUUCAAGAAGAAUGUGGUGGAGUUUUUCGUCCACUCGGGUAGUUCAGCAGUUGACUAUCGCAAGGUGUUCACUGUGCCGUCUUCAGAUGUUACUGGCGACAGCUCCGCAACCGACACGAUGGUGGAGAUGUCGUCAUCGGAAGGCAUCGAAGAGAAGAACAACGCGGGUGAUGUCGUGUAAAGACAUGGGGGUGCUCUAGUAAAAAAUAUAAGUACGCCAGAUUUACAGCGAUGACAACUGGACUGAUAGAACGACGAAUGUACGAGAUGAUGAAUCACCUGUUAAUUAAAUUCGAUGAUACGGUUCAUCAUCCGUGAUGACGAAGUAACCGAGUCAACAGUGUUGACUCACAACCUCUUGCAACCUUUACAUGUUGGUCCUGCGUAGCCAGGGUUGGCAUAAUUUUAAAUACCAAGAGUGCACAAGAAACAAACCGAACGUUGAAGUCACGAGCAAUGACAUCUCGUCAACCAUAAUAACGGCGUAAACGCCAAGUAUAGGCUUGAGUAAUAUUGCGCUUUGCACACAUUCUGUCUAAACGAUGCCCUGACUCGUUGUUUUAGCGAACCUUGAAAAAUAAUCCAACAUUGAUUUACCUACCGUAAUC
Molecule: messenger RNA, 2507 nt
Organism: Phytophthora nicotianae INRA-310
Lineage: Eukaryota; Oomycota; Peronosporomycetes; Peronosporales; Peronosporaceae
Exons: 2
Coding region: 35-2080 (681 amino acids)
Molecular function (GO): protein binding; palmitoyltransferase activity
Source: RefSeq, a predicted model, not a curated record